This is a messenger RNA of Trichoderma citrinoviride, 2538 nucleotides long. RefSeq lists its product as hypothetical. The transcript has a single exon. The record is from RefSeq and is a predicted model, not a curated record. The coding region runs from base 1 to 2538 and encodes 845 amino acids. Gene Ontology annotation, cellular component: Rpd3L-Expanded complex; nucleus; Rpd3L complex. Gene Ontology annotation, biological process: regulation of DNA-templated transcription. NCBI's taxonomy places the organism in Eukaryota, Fungi, Ascomycota, Sordariomycetes, Hypocreales, Hypocreaceae.
AUGAGCAGCGUCCUCACGGCGCGCGCAGACCCGGAUGCGCAGACGACGGUCACCGACUUCCUCGACUUCACCGAGUACCUCCCCGCCGACAUGAUUCGCUCCCUCACGCUCGUUGGCAAGCUCGACCAAAGAUACGCUGAUGCGUCGCACAAGGUCGACGACUUGACGACGCUCUGGGGUCAGCUGCCCGCCCUGCCGGCCCGCGAGCGUCCCUCGCCGGUGCAGCUGCGCGCUGAGAUUUCGGACAACUUGAAGCAGGCGUUGGACGCGAGGAUGUUCGCCCACGCGGAGGCAGUCAGGAUGGCCGACAACGUCAACCGCCACUACAACAAGGCGACGGCGCUGCUGUCCAAGCUGCAGGCCAUGAUGGACAAUUACCCGACAGAGGAGCAGGCCCCUGCCGAGCCGAGGUCUCCUCAGAUGACGAGGGCGAAGCUGACGGUCAGAGCUACGGGCGAGGAUGGGCAGAAAGUGCGGCGGUCUCGGGUCCCGCGCAUCACGGUCCCCGGCGAGGUUCUCGCGCCGUACGAGAUUGAAUACGACACGUUUAGCGACGAUAGCGACAUCAGCUCCGACGAAGAGUCUGAGCCGCCCACCAACAACCGCAGGAUACCAGUUUCUACCCCCAGGAUUAAGCUGGUGAGCAACAAGAGUCAAAAGUCCAGUGGCCGCUCUUCGCGUGGACAAUAUGCUACGCCUGCCUUGAGCGCUGCUGCUGCUGCGAAUGCGGCGGCGCUGCUCAACCCGCCGCCCGAGAACGCGGUCAUUGGUAGCCCUGAUGCGCCAUGGCUGCAGUUGACGCAGUACGAGCUGGCUAAACUGAGGAAGAGGAUGAAGAAGAAUGCUACGUGGACGCCCAGCGAGACCAUGAUCGCCAGGGAGCUCAAGGCCCUGUGUCGAGGACCAGAUGCCUACAGAGAGGCCAAGAAGAAGGCGGAGGAGGAAGGUCGAGUGUUUGAGGCCACGGUGCCGACGCCCGUUGUCGACAACGAGUCGGGCCGCCCGGAGUUACCCCCUGGCGCCAUCAGCGUCGACUCCUUGGCUGCCACCGAGGUGCCGACCAGCAACCGGGGGAUGAAGCUCAACGAGGCCAAGAAGCUCAAGAGAGAGCAGCUGGCCAAGCUUGCGGCCGAAGAAGCCGAGGAGUCUGCGAGGAAGAUGCAGCAGGCGGCAAAGCUGUUCCUGGGCAGCAGCACGACUUCCAGCAUGACCCCCGACAACGCAAAGAGCCCUGGGCCACAGCCCAAGCCGCGGACCAAUUCCAGAUCGAAGCGGAAGAGGGACGUCGAGGAAGAGGCCAACGGCGAUGCAGCAGCGGUAGCAGCAACAGCAGCAGCAGCACCACCAGCAGCGCUAGAAGGCGGUGAAGCAUCGUCAUCAUCGCGGCCGAUAACGAAGCGCACCAAGACAUCUGAGACACCAGUCCCACCGCCAGUGCCCGGUCUGAUUGUGCAGGGCGGCUCGGUGUCCUCCGACAACCACGCGCCCCCAGCUGCCGCGUCGUCUGGGGUUCCCCAGUCGGAGACUCCCGUCCCGAUCCCCAUACCUCCACAGUCCUCCAUCACGACGAGGUCAGCAACGUCUCCAGCGCCAGGCUCUACCCUCGCCGUCACGGCCAGUGCUGGCAAUGGCACCGUCACUGUGUCAACCGGUGCGCCUGUCAAGACUCCAUACGAAACCCCUGUCCCUCUUCCCAAAACGGAGCCGAGGAUGUCUACCACGCCGAUCCCUCCGCCAACGAUUAGAGAACUGCCCGGGCGAGAGGCUAGUAAGCGCGAAACGCGGGGAGAGGCGGCAAAGCGAUCACAGCAGCAGCAGCAGCAGCAGCAGCAGUCUGCGUCCACGUCACCUCAGCUGCCACAGGGACAAUCAGGAGCUCCCGAGGCAUCUGUCAAGCAGUCAACAUCACGCGGUGGCACGCCCAGGUCGACGCCGGUUCCAGACUCGCUGCCUUCUCGCCGGCCUGGCUCGCGAGGCAAGGCCGCAAGCCAGGAGCCGCAGCCGUCGCUGGCGGUCGAUAGAUCUCGCCGCGCCAGCACGGCACGCAACACUCCCGUCCCAGAACUCAAGCAGCCGGGCAAACGGACUAAGCGUCCGGCUCCCGGGGUCGUGACUACAACGAACAGCGGCGGUAACAGCGCCGUUGGCAAGCGGAAAGCGGCACCCAAGAGAAAGCCUCGUGCAACCAAGAGGGACAAGGGCCAGGUGACGGAGGAGAUGGUGGAGGUGGACGAUGAGGGCAACCCCAUUGAUCCUGACGAGCCACGGUACUGCCUCUGCAAUAGAGUGAGCUUCGGGACCAUGAUUCAGUGUGAUAACGUCGAUGUAAGUCCAAGCAGCGACAACCUUGCUUCUACGCAUAAAAGAACCGCGGCGCUGACAAGGCAGCAGAAUUGCAAGCAGGAAUGGUUCCACCUCGAAUGCGUGGGCCUCUCUGAUAUCCCUGCGCGGACGACAAAGUGGUAUUGCCCCGACUGUCGUAAGCUCCUCAACAUCGGAGAGAAGGGAGAGAUUAGUGCUCGAGGAGUUAAGAAGUAG